AUGCACAGUCAGGAGCAGAUCGCCAUCUUCCCCUUUGCUCUUCCUGAUCCGGUCCAGCACGCCAAUCCGUGGGCUGCGCUGGCCAGACCGCAGAUCAUUGGUAAUGUCGAAUCUUCCAGUUUCUCGCAAUGGGCCAUCUGUCGCCCGAACAGCGAUGUCUCAACUCGUGUACUGUAUUCUUCGUGGAACCUCGGCUUAAAAUCUACAAACGUGCUAGCAGUCCGGCGAGAAGAGAAUCAUGCGCCCACUGAUACUAAAGCGUCCAGCUCCGCUCCGUGGCCAGGCAUCUUCUUUUUCCUCAUCUUUAUUCAUCUCUUCCCUGCCGCCGUCUGCACCUGCAUCUGCACACCCGCGCUACUUGUGUUAUUUGGCUACGACGUCAUCAUCCACGGCUUUGCUGUAUCGUGA
Messenger RNA from Penicillium diatomitis, 408 nucleotides. RefSeq lists its product as uncharacterized. NCBI's taxonomy places the organism in Eukaryota, Fungi, Ascomycota, Eurotiomycetes, Eurotiales, Aspergillaceae. The coding region runs from base 1 to 408 and encodes 135 amino acids. The transcript is spliced from 2 exons. The record is from RefSeq and is a predicted model, not a curated record.